This is a messenger RNA of Gigantopelta aegis, 557 nucleotides long. RefSeq lists its product as uncharacterized. The record is from RefSeq and is a predicted model, not a curated record. The coding region runs from base 84 to 467 and encodes 127 amino acids. Gene Ontology annotation, molecular function: endonuclease activity. NCBI's taxonomy places the organism in Eukaryota, Metazoa, Mollusca, Gastropoda, Neomphalida, Peltospiridae. The transcript is spliced from 2 exons.
AUCAAAAACGAUAAGUCUAACACAGACAACUCUGUUGAUUGUGAUGACGUGUUAAUAUUAAGGACUCGACAGUUUUCUCAGCUAUGUAUGAUGAACAAGGUUUCUUUGAGCGAUACCGCAAGCAUCUAAGAGAGAAAUCUCGUGCUGAAAAUAAUGGAUGCGUCUUUUGGACAGGAGCCGUGCACAAGACUGGACGAUCGGGUUCCGUGUACGGGGCUAUUAGAGUGCAACUUCCAGGUACAUGUGCUAGGAGAACUAUUGGUGUUCAUAGACUGGCGUUUAUGAUAGACCGAGGACAAUGCUACAUUGCGCGUGGAUUGGAGGUGUCACAUCUGUGUCACCAGCAACUGUGUAUAGCGGGCAAGCACCUCAAUCUGGAGCCACCUAGCGUGAACAAGAACAGAAACAUCUGCAAACACAUUGGACGAUGCAAGGGUCAUGUCGGGUAUCCGAAAUGCGUAAUGUGAUAUUGGACCAGUCUGUAAUUCCACGCGGCAACCAGGGAAUGAAAAUGUUAUAUUGUACGUUGAAAUACUUGAAAUAAAUGUUUCAUUAAU